CGUAAUCAGUCACAAAAAAUCAAAAAUGGCGGCCAAUUGUUGGCGGUAGAGGUCGCGCCAUUAAACAUUUUUAUCUUCGGCCGGCUCGAAAGCCACGCCAUGUCCAAGAAGGGGAACGAGCCACGAAUUGUAAACGUUGCUGUUGUUGGUUUGUCUGGCUUAGACAGAGAUCAAGCUUUUUUCGGAGUGGGGAAGUCGUGUUUGUGUAACCGCUUUGUUCGGCCCUUGGCCGACGACUAUCUCACAGAACAUUCUUCAGUAUUUAGUUCCUCUGAUUUUGGCGGACGAGUGUUGAACACCGAUCAGUUUUUGUACUGGGGACAUUCGACAAAGACAGCAGACGAUGGCAGCGAAUUUGUUGUUCAUGUCAUUGAGCAGACCGAGUUUAUCGACGAUGCGACUCUUAUGCCUUUAUCUCGGGGAGGGCAGCUUACACCAUACCCAAAACGGUGUGCAAUUUCAAAACUCUCGUCCCCUGAAAAGUUGAUGUAUAUCAGCCGAGAUCAAGUAGCUUUACAGAGCGACUACCAACAAGUCAUUCUACCCGGAGGAAAGAUUGCUAUCGAUGGUUUUCUUGUCGUUUACGACGCCGAAGCGACGCAGUCGAAGAGACUCGAGGAGCAACAAGAGCGUUUGUUGUCUUCCAUUCUCACUUAUGUGCAGAAAAGUAAAAAACCUUUUGUGCUUGUGGCAACAAAAUGCGACGAUACACAACUUAAUUUACUACAGGAGGUUCAUCGUUUUGCUCAAUCUAAAAAGUUGAAUGUUCCGAUCAUCGAAACUUCAGCUCACGAAAAUGUGAAUGUGGACUUGGCGUUCUUAGUUUUGGCACAACUCAUCGAACGCGGACGGGCGCGUUCUAAGGUUAUUCCUUUCACAGAGGCGCAGAAAACUCAACGAGAAUUAUUAGAGAAAGCCGUUCAGGAUUUUCAAAGGCUUAUUGAUAGAACAGUGAUCGAUUUUCGUGUGAUCUGGAAAAACACGAAAAAGUUGGUGGAAAAUGAAAGGGAGUUUCAAAUCCACCGCGAUCUUUGUGGGCUGGAAGCUUGCAAGCGACUUUUUAAUAAGCACAUUCGAAAGUUGAGGAAAGAAUUCGAAGAAAGGAAGCUGAAUGGAUACUUGUCUAGACUUCCAAGUGCAUUAGAUGAGCUUAUACCUAGUGCAUCUUCGAUGGAACUAUGCCACUGGAACUGGAAAAAUUGCCAAAAGGCGAUUCGAAAUCACAAACAGUUUGAAAAGUGGAUGAUAGUGGAGGAGACAGCUUGGAAUGAAAGCGAUCAUCUACUCCAAGACGAUCCACGUGUUCCGUUUGACAUUUUGUCUCUCCCACGGGCUGAGAAAGUAUUUCAGAACCAUGCCGAAAAGUUAAAAGCCGCGGAAAAACGGCUCCGUAUGAUGAAUGAAUUUCGUAAACUGCUAGAGUUGACGCCGCAAAUUCGGCCGGGUACAACGUGGGUAGACGCGGCUGUGCUGUUGGAAAACGAGGAAAGUUUUCAGUACUUGAACGACACAGACAAAACAAAAAUUUUUGACACCUACCGUCGUGACAUAACCGAGAAAGCCAAAGCCGAUUUUCAAGAGUUGUUAUUCGAAUCAGCAGGGUUGUUUUCAAAACUUGAACCCAAUACGCGACCCUCGAUUUCUCACGAAGACAUAAGGGUAAUCAAAGAGGCGUUGAGCGAGGACGACCGUUUCAAACGGCUCGAUAAAUUGGACAGCGAUCGCGAAAUUGGCUUGAUAAAUCAUAUUGCUCUGCUGUACAGCCCUACUAGAUGCCUUAGUGGAGCGGAGAAAUGCCGCGAUCGACUCAUGCAAGAGAUUGUAGCAACGACCACAUACAGGCCAACAUUCAUGGAUAGCAGAGAGACACUGGACAGCGAUGACAGCCAAAUUAACCUGCUUAUUCUUGGCAGUGGAGGUUUUGCUCAGGCCAUGGAAAGUGAAAUUCGGACCCAGUGUUCAUAUGGAGAUCCAGACAAUCUAGAAUUUGCCCUUGACGGGCGCAUGUAUGAACUGGACUAUCAUGUGGUUGAUGGUGACAUGGAUCGACCAGAGUAUGCACUCGCUGGGACUGACUUGACUACACAAGGCUGUUUCUGUGUCUAUGGUUCUCCCAGUUCUCUGGAGUUUAUUCGCUAUUGUCUGAGUGAAAUGGGCGAGAGAUGUAAGUAUGACAGUGUGGAUGACUCAAACCCAGUACAGCUUCCUCCUCCAACAUUCCUUGUCCUGGCAAGGAAUCUUAGUGAUGAUGAUAUUAUCCAUCAAUUGAGAAAGGAAGGUCAAGAAUUGGCCUCCAGGUACAAUGCAACAUUCAUUGAUUUACCAGUGGCUCGCUUCUCACACGGGAAAAUGAUUCAUGAGACACAAGUUGUGGAUGCCAUGCGAGGACUGGUAGAGAACUUAAAGCAACAGGCUCGUACCAAUCUGUCUAUAGAAGAUCUGAAAGACAGUGAUCCAGAUUUGAAGAUCAUGCUGUGUGCCAUGUGCGGUGAUCCUUAUCCAGUGGAGCUGAUUCUUGGCCCUCUUCUUCAUCAUCAAAACUGUUGGAGAAGUUCCAACCGGCCGGACACAAUUAUCCUCGAAACGUACCUUGGGUUUGAUAAGCGACGGGUGCAGAUAACUCUGACUUCUUAUCACAGAGCGUACAGCCUUAAUUACCAAAUGUAUCAUGGCUACAUCUUGGUGUACUCAGCCAUACGAAAAGCCUCGCUAGGAACGCUGAGUGGCUUCUCAGGAUUUAUCCCUCAAGUUCCCAUACAGGUGCUUGCAGUAACAGGCAGCGCAUCUGGCGCCAGUGUAGUGUUUCACAGCCAUGUGGCAGCUUCUCUGUUGGCUGAUGGCACAAACCUGGCUAGUAAACUGUUUGCAAAGUUCCAGACCACCUCCUCGCAAUUUCAGCACCAAGCUGGAGCGUUCGCUGCGUUUUUCAAUCAAGUUUGGGAAAAGAAGAGAGAGAGCGAGGUAGCUUACACGAAGUUCUUAGCCGAACAACAACUUCGCCUCACGCAAAAACAGCACAAUAAUUCAUUCCGUUCAAAGUACGAUCCUCUACCGGAGCCACCAAGGAAGAGGCCGGCUAACAGCGAAGACGAAUUCAACCGGAGACAGAGUCUCAGCGAGCGCCAGCAACAGCAUCCUUCCUCCCCCAGGUCAGUCCACCGCAGUUCCGAUGGGACGUUGGAUGACUCCGAAAUUAAUCCCUACGCGGUGUUUGAUUCCGUCAGGAAGCCAGUAGAUGCGAUGAAAAACGGUGAGGCGAGGGAUUCUAGAGGAAGCAGCGAGCUACAACCCUAUGCUACUUCGACGCCGAAUGCUCUAUUUAUGAGCCUGAAGCAGAAUAGCGUUCCCAAUAAUACGCCGCAGAGCAGUGAUGUCUGGCAGAAGAGAGAGAAUAAGUCGGAGGACCUUUACGCUCAAGUUGACCUGUCUCGAAAGCGCUCGUUCAGGAAGUCCAAAGAUCUCGCCAUGAACGACAGUGAGGUCAACUUGAUCGAGAACACUCUCUACGCCAACAAUAACUUGGUACAGUCGCAAAAAUCUGCCCGAGAGACCCCUCCUACGGCUCGCGAAACUCCACCACCCGUCCCGAAGAGGAAUUACGAUUUAAGCGAGGAUUUCCCGCCCGUAGUCCCUCCUGUGGUCCCUCCCGCGGAUGCCAGAAUGGACACUCUCAGGAGCAAUGAUGAUGAGGGCUAUAACACGUUCAAGAAUGAGGACCUUAAGGAAGAAAACCCGUACGCCGCUUUAGUCGAAGUACAACCCAGGCCUUCGUCUAUUGCAGCGGAGGAUCCUUACUAUAUGAAAGUAAAGGAAAAGAUAAACUUUUUUAACAACAAAAUGGCCACACCGAAACAAGACGUAUGGGUGAAGAUGAAUGCAAGACAGGAUGAGAAGCACUCAUCUGUGCCUGAUCUGCAAAGGAAAGAGCCAGAUGCAGGAGCACCUCUGGCUCAGCAAGAGGACGUCAGCGACCCAGAAUAUGCCCAAGUUCAGGAAGCUUUGAAAAAUAAUUUGAAAGUACCAGUAAAACCCCGGCCGACCAUUUACGCUGUUGCUGUAGUCGAGGAACCCGGCGAUUCUGACAAGAAACCAAAACAACAUGCAAAGCUCACAGCUAAAAGUUCAUUGAGGCUGGCACAUUCAGCUGAAGAUGUUAGUACUUUGGAGAGGAAAUCCAGGCGAGACACCUUUGGUCGACCAGUAAAUGGAAGACGUGAUAAGCGAGGAGAUAGCGCCACAUCUGAUCAAGGAACUGGGGACGAGGCCACUUUGCCUCGAACUGACGAUCGCCCAGGGAAGAAGAAAAUCAUCAUCAGACGAUCCCGGAGUACUACACGAGGCGACAAGUCGUCCACGCCAAACGUGCCUACAGAGGUACACAAAAAACAGCUGUUCUCUGGGAGGAAAUCAGCCCGCCCUCUUAGACUUACCUCAAAGGCAGUCAGAUCCUGGUACUGAAGAGGAAACAGAGGAUGACCCUGGUUCGCCUGGUCAUAAACCGAGGAGAUCGCCCUGGUCGUCGUCCCGAAAGAAACCCAGUCGAGAGGAACGCGAAGCUCAGAAACAGAGAAAGAAAGAAGAGAAGAAGACGCGAGAAGACGAGAAACGUCAGAAACGCGAAGAGAAGAAAAAGAGAAAGGAUAGAGAGAAAAUCGACAAAUUUUUUCAAAGCAGACAGAAAAAUAUCAGCAAUUACACUUAUUUUGGUCAGCCGCUCGAGUCAAUCUGCGAUCCAACAACACUUGUUCCCGCAUUCUUGGAUAAAUGUAUAGAAUUUGUUGAGAACACAGGAAUGCAGUUAGAGGGAAUUUACAGAGUAAAUGGUAACUCAGCGGACAUACACCUCAUCGAACAGAAAGUUGAAGAGAAUCCUAACCUAGAGUUGGCCGAGCUGGGUGUUGGGGUCCACGCAGUGACAGGUGCCUUCAAGUCAUUCCUAAAGCUCCUCCCAGAACCAAUAAUCCCUGGAGCCUAUCAGAGCUCGUUCCAUGAUGCCAUGGUUCACCCUGAUGCUAACAGCCGCUUAGCUCGGCUCAAGCAGCUGCUACAAGAUAUACCACCCCAUAACCUGGCUGUCUUUAAACGCAUCAUGUUCCAUCUUAAUCGAGUUACGGAGUUUUCCAAGGACAAUCUCAUGGAAUCGAGAAACAUAGCCUUGGUUUUAUUCCCGACCAUCAUUCGUCCGGAUUUCACCCGCCUGGAGAUGUCUACACACAUGUACUUGCUGUUCUUCAUUCAAACGUGUAUAGAAAAAUGCGACUACCUCUUCUCCACCGACGACAAUUGAGAAAAACUGGGAAACUUCGGUGAAGUCCUAGUUGACAGCCACGUGCCUGCCACAUGCCUGUGGUAUGGGAAUGGAAGAAGUGUCCUUCUGCUGCCGAUCCGACAGCGUGGCUUGGUGUGAAUGCCACUGCCUCAAUAAUUCGAUGUAAACCGUGAAGAUGCCAAGGAUUUUUUGUCGAGUGAGGUUUGACUGUCAUGUCUUUCUCAUGAAAUGUCCACUCAAUGGCUUUUCCAUGUUGCAAUGCUACCCAAGAGGUAGAAGAAGAACAUGUCAACGAAAUAGGUGACGGAGGCUGUGUAUUAUGGGAGAUACAUAUAUGUAAGGGCGGUUAUUGAUGUGAAGAAUAUUGGCCUAUAUUCCGAGAAUGAACACGUCUUAGCGUUUUAAAGGUGGACAUGUCUCGCUGGUGUAUCCUGUUUUGUUAGAAAUAGUUGUUCAGAAUUAGUUUAUCAAUGUUGAAUAACAUGUUGUAAAAGAAACGUUUACUCUCCAAGAAUGCCUUCUUCUCCAAAUGACAGAAAGAGUUUGGGUUGAAUUGGACUGAGUCGGCGGUUUCCGUAGUUGCUAAGCAAUACUUGAUUUCAUUACAAGUGACAACUUUGGGAACGAUCUUGCUAUUUGCUGACUGGCUGAAAUUAAAAUUGGAAAACAUUUGGACGCUCUCAAGCUCUUCCGCUGGAUACCAAGCUGUCGGCUAAGCAUUUUUGUAAGAAUUCAAAUUACGGUGUUGAAAUGUUUUCUCUCAUUCUGCUAUCCUAGAGGUAAAUGAUUUUAUAAGUGCGUUACCUUUUGAUCGGUAACUGCUUCUAUGAUUUUCUUUUUUAUAAUAAUAAUUAAAGUUUGUUUUCAUUUAAAAAAAAAAAGGAAUAAACAUUAUUUGUAUUUACCGUAAAUCCUCUAUUAAACCCCCUUCUUAUAAGCAUUCCCGCUCUGUAGAAAGAAAUUUCUUAAGGGUUAAGGCCCCCACCCCUCCCCCCUUCCCCCUCAAAAAACAGAAAUUCAAAAUAACACUUCAUGUCAAUGAGUACGAUAAAUUUAUUCAAGUACUGUAAUUUUUAGUUUGUCACUUAAAAUUGAUUAUGAGGAUUGAUUGGUUGAUGUUAUCAAGAUGAUAUGACAUACAACUCAUCAGACUUUACUGAGGAUUUUGAAUCUGCCCAUUUGGUAAAUGAAAAAAUGUAAAAUUAGAACAAUUUUUGAAUAAAUACAGUACGUAAUAUCUAAUUGUAUCCUGGUA
Stylophora pistillata is the source of this 6524-nucleotide messenger RNA. Its product is annotated as rho GTPase-activating protein 5. Gene Ontology annotation, biological process: regulation of cell size; Rho protein signal transduction. Gene Ontology annotation, molecular function: GTPase activator activity; GTP binding; GTPase activity. Gene Ontology annotation, cellular component: cytosol. The record is from RefSeq and is a predicted model, not a curated record. Lineage: Eukaryota; Metazoa; Cnidaria; Anthozoa; Scleractinia; Pocilloporidae.